Molecule: messenger RNA, 825 nt
Organism: Nestor notabilis (Kea)
Lineage: Eukaryota; Metazoa; Chordata; Aves; Psittaciformes; Psittacidae
Gene: RWDD2A
Product: RWD domain containing 2A
Exons: 2
Coding region: 1-825 (274 amino acids)
Molecular function (GO): protein binding
Source: RefSeq, a predicted model, not a curated record
AUGCUCCUUUCAAUGUUUCCCAAAAAAGGGGAGAUGCAUCUGGAUGAGGACGCUGUGCCUAGCGUGCAGCGCUACCUCAGAAACAGCGAUGGAGCUCUGCCGCCACAGCUCGAAUAUUCAGUCACUAUUGAUGUAGGAGAGGCGAAGGCAAAAGUGGAACUGCAGGUACUGCUGCCUCGUACGUACCCUCACGUAGCUCCUCAGCUUUUUGCAAGAUCAGAUGCGCUGCACAGACAGCAACAAUUGGAGCUCAACACUUGUCUCGCUUCUCACAUGAGCUCUCUGGAUUCAGGUGAACUGUGCGUAUGUGAAGCUGUGCAGUGGCUGAAAGACAACAGCCUGCCUUACCUGGAAAACAGCAGGAUCUCUUCAGAAAGUGCCUCGGAAAAAGCGGCAGUUAAAGAAACGUUGCGUCGCAUGUGGAUCUACAGCCACCAUAUAUAUAGACAGGAACUGAGGAAGAAGAUUUUUGACUGUGCAAAGAAGUUAAAUCUGACUGGCUUCUGCCUGACAGGGAAACCCGGUGUCAUAUGUGUGGAGGGACUCCAAGAAAACUGUGAAGAGUUCUGGCAUGUUAUUAGGUAUCCCAACUGGAAGCAUAUUUCAUGCAAGCAUGUGGAGAACAUAGAAACGGAGGGAGGCAUUGAUGAUCUUCGUCUCUUCCAUGCUUUCGAAGACCUACAGUUUCAGGCACAUGGUGAUUAUGGCCUGAGGAAUGACUACCACAUGGAUCUUGGCCAGUUCCUAGAAUUCCUGAAACAGCAUCAAAGUGGACACAUUUUUCAGAUUUUAUUUGAUGUCGAAGGCAAACUUUCAGACAAGUAA